This is a messenger RNA of Tuber melanosporum (Perigord truffle), 862 nucleotides long. Its product is annotated as 40S ribosomal protein S15. Lineage: Eukaryota; Fungi; Ascomycota; Pezizomycetes; Pezizales; Tuberaceae. The transcript has 5 exons. Gene Ontology annotation, molecular function: structural constituent of ribosome; RNA binding. Gene Ontology annotation, biological process: ribosomal small subunit assembly; translation. Gene Ontology annotation, cellular component: cytosolic small ribosomal subunit; ribosome. The record is from RefSeq and is a predicted model, not a curated record. Bases 66 to 527 code for a protein of 153 amino acids.
AGCGAACCGCACUUGUGCCCUUUGAUACCAGUCCACAAACGCUCACUCCACAAAAAACAACAGACAUGGCUGAUACCGAAUAUGACGCCGUCGAGGCCGCUGAGAAGAAGAAGGCCAGAACCUUCCGCAAAUUUUCCUACCGCGGAGUCGACCUCGACCAGCUCCUCGAUCUUUCCUCCGAAGAGCUCCGGGACCUCGUUCACGCCCGUGCUCGUAGAAGGUUCAACCGUGGACUUAAACGCAAGCCAAUGGGCUUGAUCAAGAAGCUCCGCAAGGCCAAGAAGGAGGCCAAACCGAACGAGAAGCCCGACCUUGUCAAGACUCAUCUUCGUGAUAUGAUCAUCGUCCCCGAAAUGAUCGGAUCGGUCAUUGGUAUCUACUCUGGAAAGGAUUUCAACCAGGUUGAAAUUAAGCCGGAAAUGGUUGGACACUACUUGGGGGAAUUCUCUAUCACCUACAAGCCUGUCAAGCACGGUCGCCCGGGUAUCGGUGCAACACACUCCUCAAGGUUUAUCCCGCUUAAGUAAACGAUUUCUUUCUUUCUUUGCGUUGGGAAAUGGUGGGGACCGGAUGGCGUCAUGACAGGGAAAUUUUCUGUGUUGUGUGUAUAUGAAAUAAAAAAAUUUAUUGGGCUACCAAAAGGUUUAAUAGACAUGGGAGGUCCUCACACAACAAGGUCUGUUGCGGAAAUACGAUGUUUUUCAUUCAUCCUGCUUAACAGCUUUUUUCCCUUGAAAUCCAAAUUUCCGGUUCCGGUUCUGGGCUCUUGUAUCGGUUCUGUGGCAUCCGGCCGAGGGAAUCAACAGGGGCAGGUGGUGUGAAAUAAUUAUUUAUACCUUAUAAUAUUAUUUCAUCACUAGGA